CUACUUUCUAAGCAAAUAUUAGGUUAUGUUCGUAUAAAUACAAAUAUUAAAAAUGAAACUGCUCUCAAAGUCUGUAAACUUAAAUUCCAAUCGUGGUUUAAGUUACAACAAGAUGAAAAACUGGUACGGGAAUCUGGUGAAGCCCAGAACGAUACCACCACCUUACAAGCACAUCACACAAAUAGGAGAUCCAACACUUCGGUUGAAAGCCCAACCAGUGGAUGUGGACACAAUUAAAUCAGUGAAAGUACAGAAAAUCAUCAAACAAAUGAGAGAUGUCUUUGAGAAGUACAACUCAGUUGGAUUGGCUGCACCACAGAUUGGUGUUCCAUUGAGGAUCAUUGCCAUUGGAUUUUCUAAUGGUGUUAUGAAACAGUGGAGUGCAGAAGAAAUUCAAGCUCGAGACAUGACUUUGCUUCCCUUUACAAUUGUUAUUAAUCCUGAGGUGAAAAUUACUGAUUACAACAAAUUGGUUUUUCCUGAAUCCUGUGAGAGUGUCAAGGGUUAUUGGGCUGAUGUUCCUAGGUUCAAAGCUGUAAAUUUAAAUGGUUUCAAUCAGAAUGGUGAAGCUUUAAAUUUAGAGACCAAAGGUUGGUUGUCCAGGAUUAUUCAACAUGAGAUGGAUCAUCUCAAUGGUACUCUGUAUACUGAUAUUAUGAACAGGAAAAGUUUGACCUGUGGUGGCUGGGAAAUUAUCAAUGAGAGGAAUGGAAGUGUUAACUUACCCUACAAACCAAGCUAAUACUAAUUGCCUCUUAUAUUUUCAUGUAAUAUUUAUUGCAUUUGUACAUAUAUAUAUUAUU
Messenger RNA from Nicrophorus vespilloides, 803 nucleotides. Its product is annotated as peptide deformylase, mitochondrial-like. The transcript is spliced from 3 exons. Gene Ontology annotation, cellular component: mitochondrion. The record is from RefSeq and is a predicted model, not a curated record. Gene Ontology annotation, biological process: N-terminal protein amino acid modification; peptidyl-methionine modification. The coding region runs from base 53 to 742 and encodes 229 amino acids. Gene Ontology annotation, molecular function: peptide deformylase activity. NCBI's taxonomy places the organism in Eukaryota, Metazoa, Arthropoda, Insecta, Coleoptera, Silphidae.